AUGCUCAAGACAUUCUGUGAUGAUCAUUUGAUGUGCUCUUUUGCCGAUCGCUCGAACCGCUCCUGUACCGGCACACGACUAUCUCAUGGAAUGGAACACCGCACCUCAGACGGCAAGACCAUCGGAUCAGGUCAGUACACCACUAGCAUUACUGCAAACUCGUACCUACCGCAAUGGAUCGUUUUUCUCAAAAGGAAAUUGGACAUGUACGAAGAGGAAUACUUGGAAGCCGUAGGAGAGGAACCGAAGAUAUCUACCAGGAUACUUGCCAGCGACUUGCAUAUCGACCAAUUAAAUUACUGCUUCAAGAAGCUGGGGACAGCUAGGCCUUUUAUCAGUCAUGCGAGUUGCUUUGGAUGUCUGGUCAAUAUACCACUGCACCCUCUUCCAUGCGGACAUGUGCUUUGCGAUGCCUGUGUUCGAGACUGCGGGACGAGAGGUCAUGGCAGGUUAAAACUGAAAUACUGCCCGCUACACGUGGAUAUGGACAAUGACUUUGAGCCGCCAUGGGAGGUCACUUCUAAACCCGAUCACGUGGGUGUACGAAUACUGUCCCUCGACGGAGGUGGUAUGCGAGGAAUCAUGGAGCUGGAAGUCCUACGGGCCAUCGAGAAAGCUCUGGGAGGUAGCAUACGCAUCCAAUCAUUCUUUGAUCUGAUCGUUGGCACAAGCACAGGAGGCAUCAACGCUCUGGCCCUAGGAGCAAAGCAAUGGUCCGUCCGCUAUUGCAUUGAGAUGUUUGAGAAGUUCUGUGAUCGAGCAUUUACCGAGCGCGAGUUUGGAGGUCUCGCCUUGCAUGGCAGCAAGUACAAAACAACACCUCUUCACGAUGUUCUACGAAAGACGCUAGGUCGAAACCCUCUAUUUGGCGCCAACGACACUCUGAACGCUUUUGAGACCAAAGUCGCUGUAACGACUACCUCUGCUGAUGGAAAUGAGGCAAUGAUACUGGCCAACUACAACCGUUCGAGAAGCCCAGGAGACAGGCAAACCUUUGUCAGACCCGAGGAUCCUGCAGACGAACUCGAAGUCUGGGAGGCAGCUGCAGCUACCUCGGCGGCGCCAAUAUACUUCAAACCAUAUACACACGCAAAGACAAGGAUGAGCUACAUCGACGGAGGACUCUAUCACAACAACCCGGUCCAUGUUGCGAACAGAGAGCGAAAACUCCUAUGGCCCGAGAUUGCGGACAAGCACCCUGAUAUGCUACUUUCCAUCGGCACAGGCCAGAACACAUUCGAAACACGAGAGAAACUGGCACGACGUUCGUCAAGUCCCAAGGAUGGCGACAAGUCGAAAGGUAUUCGCCGUACACUUGAAGCCUUGUAUCAACGAUUCGACAACAUUCUCGACGCUGAACACACCUGGGCUGAAUUCGAAGCCGACAUCAACAAUCGGAACACUGAGUUUCCAAGCCCUUACAUACGCUUCAACCUGGACCUCAAGAAGAAGCUCCCUCCUUUCGAUGCCAAAGACAAGUUCAGGGAAUUCCAGGCUGAUGUCAAACAACGACUCAAAGACUCUGAUGUGGUUGAGAUGACGAGAGAUAUCGCUUGCUCUCUCGUAGCGAGCUCCUUCUACUUUGAGCUGACCGAGACGACACAACAACAACGAGGUAGAUGCUACACGUGUGUAGGCUACGUUUGCUGCAAAUUCGAGGAAGGCUCGUCCAACCUCAAAGCACUUGGAGACUUCCUACAGAAGCAUCAAGCUCACAGAUCAAGCGAUCUCGCAACUAGUCACUUGUGGUAUGCUGCGUAUACCUCGCAUUAG
Molecule: messenger RNA, 1773 nt
Organism: Aureobasidium namibiae CBS 147.97
Lineage: Eukaryota; Fungi; Ascomycota; Dothideomycetes; Dothideales; Saccotheciaceae
Product: FabD/lysophospholipase-like protein
Exons: 2
Coding region: 1-1773 (590 amino acids)
Biological process (GO): arachidonate metabolic process
Cellular component (GO): membrane
Source: RefSeq, a predicted model, not a curated record